UCUCGCAUUCGCUUCAACCCUGCUGCACUUCAUUUUACUCCGUCUUGUGUGCCCAAAGCCGGUUACCAACAGCUUAACAUCCUCUCUCGACUUGCCUGUCAGCACCUUGAUUGGCUUUUGACAACUUACGCUUAUCGCUGUGUGCUGUGAGUAGUUGGAGCCUAUGCAUACUUUCCCACUUCUCUCUCUGUUUGACGGACAUUGGGGGGAUCCAGGAUGCUGCCAGCACUGUCGGGGAAUUACACCAGAUAGCAGCGGGAUUGCGGACCCCACGUUGUACCAUAUGCCUUGCUAUUGCAAUUCGUUGCUUGAUGAACUGCGUCUUACCAUGACCAAGCUGGUAGCUAACCAAGCCCGUUGGCACCACAGUUGCCACUACAUCUGUAGUUUUCCAGCUCAAACGCGGCCACGUCCUGUUCGACCAAGUCACUUGAAAGAGAGGGGUUUGUUAUUCCCUCAGCGUCGGCUUGAACUAUCCUAUCGCAGUGCAUUUGUUUCUGGACCUCGAGCAGAUACAAAUUGCCGCUUUGCUCGCGCUCAGUCGACACUCCAUCGAAACCUCGAGGCCCUUCUCUAUGUUCCAUAUUGUCUACCAGUCUCUCUAUCUCUGACCAAGCUUUCUUUUCUUGAAUAAGAAAGCCACUCAGAUCCUCUGAUUACUACCUUUCCCCUAACUGGCAACUUUAUCUAAACGUUUCUCAAAGACAUCAUGGUUGUCAGUGCAUCCGUGUCCGGCACAGGAGCCGUC
Messenger RNA from Aspergillus pseudonomiae, 748 nucleotides. RefSeq lists its product as uncharacterized. The transcript has a single exon. Lineage: Eukaryota; Fungi; Ascomycota; Eurotiomycetes; Eurotiales; Aspergillaceae. The record is from RefSeq and is a predicted model, not a curated record. The coding region runs from base 164 to 634 and encodes 156 amino acids.